AGCAGACGACUUACUUAUGUUAUUGGCAAUGCAUGUGCUUCAUCCAUUUAAGAUACAAAUAUAGUGUAACAGUUUGUCACGUGUAUGUAAUAAUUUUUAGUUGGAAAAUGGGAAAAAUUAACGUUUCUCUAUUACGUUACCUAAACACAGAAGAUUAUCGUGUCUUGACUGCCGUUGAAAUGGGCAUGAAAAAUCACGAACUUGUCAACAUGAAGCUGAUUGCCACAAUUGCCCAGCUUGCAGGAGGUGGAGCCCACAAAAUUCUGAUGCGAUUGUCGAAAGAACGUUUGGUUGCAUAUGAAAGAGGAAAACAUUAUGAUGGUUAUCGUUUAACAAAUUUGGGAUAUGAUUUUUUGGCUCUCAAAACAUUUGUGAAGAAGAAUGUUCUGCACUCUUUUGGUAAUCAGAUUGGUGUGGGAAAAGAAGCUGAUGUUUAUGUUGUGGGUAAUGAAGAACAAAAACAGCUGUGUCUAAAAAUUCAUAGACUAGGGAGAACUUCAUUCCGUAAGAUCAAAGAAAAAAGGGACUAUCACCAGCAUCGCAACAACGCCUCCUGGAUUUAUCUUUCUCGGCUUUCUGCCACCCGCGAAUUUGCUUACAUGAAAGCCCUUUAUGAACGUGAAUUCCCUGUUCCCCAACCCAUUGACUUUAAUCGUCAUUGUGUCCUUAUGGAGUUAGUGAACGGCUACCCACUGUGCCAACUGAGAGAGCUUAAAGACCCAGGUGCUCUAUUUGAAGAAUUGAUGAACUUGUUGUUAAAAUUAGCCAAUCACGGUGUGAUCCACAGUGAUUUCAACGAGUUCAACAUCAUGAUUGACGACAACGAGAAGCCUAUUCUAAUUGACUUUCCUCAAAUGGUAUCCACGAGCCACGCCGAUGCAGAACAAUUUUUCGACCGCGAUGUAAAAUGCCUGAAAGAUUUUUUCAAGCGGCGUUUCAAUUUUGAGGGCGAAGCCUAUCCAGUCUUUACGGACGUUGUGCGUGAGGCCAACAUUGAUGUGGAAGUUGCGGCCAGCGGUUAUGUCAAAGAACUUGAAGAUGAAUUGGAUGGAGAUUAUGACGAAGAAUCCGACGGGGACGUGGAUGUUGAAAAAGAUCGCGAGAACUUCAACGACGAGAAAAUCUCACAAGAAAUUGCAGAAGAAGUUGAAAAUGUGAAAGAACCUAUGCAGUUGACCUCGGAACAGUUAUUAUGUGGAAAGGAUAGAAUUGAUGAGCCCCACGACGAUCUUAUACCAGCAGUACAUGAAGUUCAAGAGCCACUUGAUCGGGAUUAUGUCCCUAUAGCAAGGAGCGAAGAGCUAAUAGAAGACGCAGAAGACGUGGAGCAGCUUUCAGAAAUGUUAACAGACUGGUCCGGAAUAAAAACGAAGAACCGCGGAACAGGGAGCACAGCAUCCAUGUCCACCAUCCACCCGGAUGUCAUUAAACAAAGAGUGAAAAGUACCAUAACAAAGCGGCAGAAUAUGCAGGCAGUGCAAAGGAUACGUGCUAAAGGAGAAGCAAGCGCUGCCACGCGAAAGAAGCGAGAAAAUAAAGAAUUAAUUCGGGCUGACGGCAUCUGGGGGUGGGACAAUUAAAACUGCGACUUUUAAUAUACAAAGGGUUGUUAACAGAACCAAA
Daphnia magna is the source of this 1623-nucleotide messenger RNA. It is a transcript of the gene RIOK2, whose product is annotated as serine/threonine-protein kinase rio2. Gene Ontology annotation, biological process: maturation of SSU-rRNA; protein phosphorylation. The record is from RefSeq and is a predicted model, not a curated record. The transcript has 7 exons. Lineage: Eukaryota; Metazoa; Arthropoda; Branchiopoda; Diplostraca; Daphniidae. Gene Ontology annotation, molecular function: protein serine/threonine kinase activity; ATP binding. Gene Ontology annotation, cellular component: nucleus; cytosol; preribosome, small subunit precursor. The coding region runs from base 33 to 1580 and encodes 515 amino acids.